CUAACCUAACCCAGAAGACACCAACAACUAAGAAUAACCUGAAACAACAAUACCAUCACUCAAUUAUACCCAGAAUCACAUCCAACCAUCCAGUAACCCUUUCAAUCAAUCUUCAUCUAGAUCCUUCCAAUCGCCAAACACGGUACCUGAUUUAAACCCUUCUAUGAAGUCAUCGCUCCCCACAAUGACUUCACGAUGCUGUCAACAUCUCGAAUCGAUGUGUUCAUCGACCUGGUCUCUUCAGAUAUAAGAACCACCAUCUCUUGAGUACCACUUACAUGUAACUUCAUUAAUUAAAUCAAUCACAAGCACAAGCACAAGCACAAGUACGAAGUACUUUUCUGCAACAUAAUACGAAAACUACACUACAACCAACAACCAAGACAAACAACAACCAAAAUGCCCCGCGGAGCCGAAUACGACAACGGAAUCCCCCAAAGCGACAACGCUAUUGAGGCCGGCGAGACGAAGGUCCACGGAACCAACCCUGACAAUGACCACCUAAACCGCGCUCAGCGUACCGCUCCCCUCCCCGAAGCCGCGCACAGCAGUGGCGGAACAUACAGCAUCGGGGGCAGUUCGGGCCCGAAUAAAUUCGGCAGUGGGAAGGGUGGACACGAGCCCAAGACUCUGGGGGAGAAGAAGGGAUUGGGUGCUAUUUAAAUGAAGUUAUGAAUGAAGUGUGUUUAGGGAGUUUGGGGAUGCAUCGGUUUAAUGAAAGGCAUGUAUAAAUAAAUAACUAUUGACUUGUGUACUACUUUUCAUUCGAUGAGUGUUAUGAGAAGAUGGAGAAGGCCUCCUGGGUUUGAGGUCUGGAUGAAAUGAUGUAUUUUGAUUUGAGAUGAUAUGGGUUGUUUGUGGUUUGUUGUUUGUCUUGUAUUACUUGUAGAUGGAUGGAGUAAUUGAGUAGGUG
This is a messenger RNA of Aspergillus sclerotioniger CBS 115572, 913 nucleotides long. RefSeq lists its product as uncharacterized. The transcript is spliced from 3 exons. The coding region runs from base 400 to 663 and encodes 87 amino acids. The record is from RefSeq and is a predicted model, not a curated record. NCBI's taxonomy places the organism in Eukaryota, Fungi, Ascomycota, Eurotiomycetes, Eurotiales, Aspergillaceae.